AGUGCAAACCGUCAGAAUGCUCACAUUCACCUUGGCCCUUACGAUAGGGUACCUUUUGAGUAUCUUUCCCUCGUCGGGUUUGGGGGCUGAAGCAACGACGGAUAGCAUUUCUGCCUCAUCAUGUGGUGCCCAUCCCACGAGCGCCUCUACGGCUCCAUCUGGUGCUGUGGUUGUUGACUCGACCAAGUCAACGACUGGCUCCUUUUCCAAUUUGACUGCCGCGCUGGCAUCACUUCCCAGCGACUCUUCAUGCCAAACCAUUUUUAUGAAACCUGGAACAUAUAUUGAACAAGUUUCCGUCAAUCGGCCUGGCCAAACUGUCAUCAUAGGGUAUACCACAAGCAGCCCCGGUAAGAGCUAUUCUGGUAACCAGGUGACUGUCUCAUAUAGCCGCGGCCUCUCGGUAUCACCGCUUCCCGCAGGUCACUCGGACCCCGAGACCGCUGUCAUCUCUACGGCGUCCUCGAAUGUUGCUUUCUAUAAUGUCAACUUCAUCAACACUGACAACCUAAAUGGAGCUACUGCUAAUUAUGUAACCCUGGCUGCUUCGAUCUAUGGUAGCCACAUCGGAUUCUACGGAUGCAAUUUCACAGGCUGGCAAGACACUCUUCUCACUGGGUCUACAAAUGGUUAUCAAUAUUACGAGUCUUCCUAUAUAGAUGGAGCCAUUGACUUCAUCUGGGGUUAUUCAGCUGCAUACUUCAAAGGAUGCACAAUUGCAGCUAAGAAGAAGGGAGGUGCCAUCACAGCACACAACCGCAAAGAUGCAAGUGGUAAAGGCAUUUACGUGUUUGACCAGUGCUUGGUAACCGCUGCGAAAGGCUAUGAGUCCGCGACAAAAUCAGGAGUUUAUCUUGGGAGGCCUUAUUCGGAGUAUGCAAGGGUUGUUGUCAAGAAUUCUUACCUGGAUUCUGUAGUUCAGCCGGCUGGGUGGGAACAAUGGAGUUCUUCGGACCCUCGACUAAAUAACAUCUUAUUCGCCGAGUUUAGCAACACCGGUCCGGGAAAUUGGGAGAAUAAUGCUGCCGCACGCAAAAGCUUUGGCAAAGCAACCUUGCUGACGUCGGAUAGUUAUACCCUUUCUAAUGUCAUGGACUCGACUUCCUGGAUUGAUAUGACGUACUGGAAAAGUAUUAGCACCCCUUCGAAGAUUUUGACACGAAGGGAUGAUUCCGACGAUUCAGUUACAACACUGGCCGAGGCAGACUCCACCUCUCCAGCUGCGGGAGAUUACAUCGUGUCUAAGACCCCUAUCCAAGGCAAAACCGUCUACUCAACUUUCGCCCAAGCAAUUGCAGCUAUCCAAGGGAUCUCAAACAAAGAAACCGUAACAAUUUUCAUAUAUCCCGGUCUCUACAAAGAGCAAAUCGUCUUCAACCGAUCUGGCACUACGAUCUUCCGUGGAUACUCGGAGAACCCAUCUGACAACACGAAAAAUCAAGUUAUUCUCCAGAACAGCGUGGGGGUUGAUACGCAAGCCGACCAGAGCAACUCGGACUCAGCGACUUUGUAUUCCAGGGCCACGAACCUUCAGCUUUUUAACAUCAAUCUAAACAAUGUCUUUGGGCAGACACGCAACUACGCUUCCCUCGGCUUCGCUAGUGGUAAUAACGGAUAUACAUCCUUCUACGGGUGCCAGAUCACCGGCAACCAAGACACUUUCGACAUGAAUGUCGGGACCAGCGUCUUUGCGUACAACACAUUGGUCGAAGGGUCGAUUGAUUUCAUCUGGGGCGCGGGGACGGCCUACUUCCUUAACUCGACAAUUGUGCCUAACAAAGAUGGCGGUAGCAUCGCGGCUAUGAAAAGAGCUUCUAGCACCACUGCUGGGGGCCUUGUAUUUGACCAAUGUACCGUCGCUGCGACAAAGGACGUCACAGCUGGCUCGGUCUUCUUAGGUCGGCCAUAUAACGAGUACUCCCGAGUCGCAUAUAUCUAUACUUAUCUAGACGCCUCAAUAUCGACAGCGGGGUGGUCGGUUUGGGGGAAGUCGGAUCCUAGAACAGACCACAUUCUGUUUGGCGAGUACCAUAACACUGGUCCAGGAGCCUCCACAAGUGGCCGCGCUACCUUCUCAAAGCAACUUUCCGAUUCGGAUGUGAAGCAAUUCAAACUUGCCAAUUUUUUCUCUUCUCAGGGAACUUCAUGGAUUGACAUGACUUAUGUUAAAACGACCCCUUUUUGAUAACCCCUUCCACCUAAUGUCCUGGGGUGAAAUAUACUACAGUUUAAGAGCGCAUUGAAUUAUUCCGUAUGAUUAUAUAAACCUUUAAUAUAUCAUUCAUAUGUACAUAGACUAUUUUUCGAUGGUUGAGUUGUAGUUUCCCACAGCCAAGAACUACUCACCUAUCCCCUGUGUUACACAGCGGUCGCCUACAACACGCU
This is a messenger RNA of Annulohypoxylon maeteangense, 2385 nucleotides long. RefSeq names its product carbohydrate esterase family 8 protein. Gene Ontology annotation, molecular function: pectinesterase activity. The record is from RefSeq and is a predicted model, not a curated record. Lineage: Eukaryota; Fungi; Ascomycota; Sordariomycetes; Xylariales; Hypoxylaceae. The coding region runs from base 17 to 2185 and encodes 722 amino acids. The transcript is spliced from 3 exons. Gene Ontology annotation, biological process: cell wall modification.